This is a messenger RNA of Drosophila melanogaster (fruit fly), 6340 nucleotides long. RefSeq lists its product as uncharacterized. The transcript has 7 exons. Lineage: Eukaryota; Metazoa; Arthropoda; Insecta; Diptera; Drosophilidae. The record is from RefSeq and is marked reviewed. Bases 1067 to 3274 code for a protein of 735 amino acids.
AAAUCGAAUUUGGACUUCGCAGUGGACGUUUCCAGAGGCGUUCGUCGGAUGAACACGGGAAAACACGGGAUAAACUCGGGAAGGAAUUUACCAUUUCGGAACUCGGCUUUUCGGCCUUUCGGUGCGCGCGUGCUUGUUUGUGUGUGUCUCGAUAUUAUUGUUGCUGCGCUGCGUCGGUGUGUGUGUGCAUUUGAGCCACGGAGAAAUUGUUAACAAAUACAAAUAAAGUAAAAGAAAACGAAAAAAAAAAAGAAAUAAACCGGUUCCUUAUUUUCUGCUUCAGCUUCUUCUUCUCUUCGUCGCCUGCAAUUGCCUUUUCGUCAUUCGUAAUAACCAAAAUCGAAUUCGUUUCGCCAGCGCAAUUUUAAUUUCUUUUCGGUUUUUGACCACCCGUUCUUCGGUGCGAAAGUAAUAACAACCAAAACAAGGCAUAAACUACAUGUAGCAUUGCAAAAUUAACCAAUUUUUUUUACUGUGCCCCAAAACGAAUCCGAAAAAUUCCAACGAAUCAGUGAGUGCAAGAAAUCAAGGAGAUAAAGUUGCGAAUUAAAAUCCAGUGCCAAAAAGUGAGAGAAAUACGAGAAACAAAACAAAAGUUGCAAAUUUACCGAAAAAUUGAAACAGCAGAACACACACACACACGGACAAAAAAAAGGAGGAAGAAAGCAUAAAUUUUGUAACUUGGGGGCAUCUGGUGGAUGCACAGAGUCCAGAGUUUCGGGACUGCAGGACCAGGUGGAAAAACAAAAGUAGAAGGUCGGUGUAAUUGAACGGCAACAUCGGCGAGCAGAAGAACAACAACUGGAGUGCGUAAAACAUAAACAGACAGUUUUUAAAGCGCCCCUGUUCACAGAAUUCUACUCGUUAACGGAAUCCGCGAAAUACUUGCUAAAGGGGGAGUUUCAAUAGAGAUUCCAGAAGGUUGGAGAGCAACAAGCGUUACUGGGAAACUUCUUCAAAAAUUUCGAUGAUGCUCGACUUCUCUAGCUGCUAAAUACGCCGAAUUUCUCACCGAGAAAGCUUAACAGACCGAACGACUCCGUACGAAUUUGAUAUUGAAACCACAAUGUAUCCGGCCAGCGGCAGUGGAGGAGGCAGUGCAGCGACCGCUGCUAAGUUCCAGAAUCGCUGCGGAUCGCCGCAGUUUGCCAGCGACUAUCCGCAUCCACAUCCGCACCAGCAUCCGCACCAGACGACAUCGGUGGCGGUGCACAGUGCCCCGCCCGGAGUGAGUGGUGGCUCCAUAGCCAGCGGUGGGUCCAUGUCCAUGCGUCACGGCCAGCGGGUGGUGGCCUCAGCCCAUCAGCAUCCCAGUCAGAUGACCCUGAACCACGGCGGUAUGGGCCACAACCACAACCACGGCAUGGGCAUGGCCAUGGGAAUGGGUCACAAUCAUGGACAUGCAGCGGCCACCUUGGGCCAUCCGCACUCGCAUUCGCACAACAACAGCAGCGGCAGCAGCAGCCACGGACAUGUGGGCUCGCAUCUGAUCUUCCCCGACGACAUGGACAGCAUCGAGUUCUGCAUGCCGGCGGCGCCCUCCUCCUCGUCCGCCUCCUCGCAGAACGGUCUCGGCGACCAGUUGCUCUUGGGCAGCAGUCACGGCGAGGCGUUCACGGAGCGCCGAAGGAGGGGUCACAGCCGGCGCAGCAAUCACAAGAUGGACGUGGAACAGCAGGUUAAGUGGUCUCGCAAGAACAUCGCCGCCACCAUGGAACGCUUCGAGCCCACGCCCAACACACAGUCCUCGUCGUCCACUUCAUCGCUGGACUAUGGAUUUGCAGCCGGCGUGAUGACACCCAGUGGCAGCAGUGCUACGGCCUCGCAUGGCGGUGGCGCCUCCAAUCCCUCACUGCACGUGGCCUUCAACGGAGGCGGCGGAGCAGUGGGCGGUGGCUCAUCCGCGGCAUCAGGCGCUAGUGGUGUCAGCGGCUCGGGAGCAGCUGCAGCGGCGGCGCCCUUCAACCAUGUCUAUUCGUAUGCUUACUACGAACCGGGGGCAGCCAAGUGUCACACCAACGUGCCUGCCGCCCAAGGAGCUGGUCCUGGACAGGGUCAGGCCCACCAGGUCCAGUCGAAGAGCCCGCCGCGCAACUCGAUACGCGCCCUGCUGGCCAAGAGCUUCCGCUCGAAGAGCAGCACCAACCAUGGCGGACAGUCCACAUCCAGUUCGCCGAGUGCCGAGGAGCGGGAUCGCCACACAUACACCACUCGCUACGGCACCACCGAGAACCUGUACGAGGAGGUCAGCGAUCAGAAGAUUCGCAAGGUGCUGUCCGACAACCGGAUCGCUAGUGGCUCCAGUGUGGGCAAUGUUAAGGAGGAGCAGCGGCGCGUACAGCACAACCAUUUUAGGGUGCUCGACGAGCUAAAUCUCUCGCUGGAGGCCCUAAUAAUGCCGCCGACACCGCCGGACGUCAGUCCCAGUCACGCCAUGGGCGCCGAUGAGCCAAGCACCUCGAUGUCCGCUGGUGCAGUGGGUGGAUCGGCGGUGUCCAGCGUGGUGGCGGGACCAACGAAGACCGCCCAGAGACCCAGACGCGGCGGCCUCCUGGGCGGUGCGGCUGGUGCAGGGGGCACCUCGAACUCGAGCUCCGCCUCGCACGCCAGCCUGGAGAACCUAUCGAGCACCCUGAACAGCAUGGAGCUCAAGGAUCAUGGCCACAGUAGCUGCAUUAAUCCGGAGUUCGAUGAGGGCGACCUUGACUCCGGCUUCAGUGGCAGCGGCAGCAGCAGCGGCGCCAGCUACAACGAGAGUCUGCGGUACUACAAGUCCGCCACGCCCACCGGACCGCUGCACCACCAUCACAACCACCAGCAGCAACAGGCGAUGCACCAUCACAGCCUGAACAACAACACGUUGCCGCACAACCUGCGCAGCUGUCGAUCCUCCACGGCCUCGGGCACUUCCACAUCGAAAAGCAGCAUGGCCAGCUGCAGCGAGGAUCAGGGCAUUGGCAUGACCUUGGCUGUGGGCGGCGGCGGCGGUGGUGGUGGUGGUGUUGGUGUUGGCGGCAUGAUGACGCCCAUGCACGAGGGAUCCGGCGUCGUGGGCGCCGGUUCCUUGUCGCCCUUCAACUAUCCACGCCGCUGCUCGGCGGACCAGCAGCGCGCUUCGGGCAGAUCGAUGGCCUCCGCCGUGGGCGUUGGACCCGGUGUGGGCGUGGCCGUUGGCGGCAUGGGCGGCGGCAGCAUGAGCAUGAGCAGCAGCAGCAACGUGGCCCUGUCCACGGGCGCGAAACCCAAGAAGAACUUCUGGACCAUGAAACCGUGAUGCUACAAAAAGGCGCUGCGUCACAUUUGCAAGAAAUGGACUAUUGUUAUGGAAUACAAUACAAAGACUGCCUCAUGCCAUGCCAUCCACUAUUACCACCAACCCAACAGCGGCAGCAGCUAUAGCAACUACAGUAGCCGUCGUCACCAUCAGCAUCAGCAGCUGACGUCAUCAGCGUCAACGUCAUCGUCCACAUCAUCACUGCAGCCGCCCCGGAAGCGCUACUCCCUCGCCCAGGAUCGUCUAAAUCCCUUCGAACUGGAUAUCUGCGAUCCCGGAGAGAUGGGCAGUAAGGAGGAGGAGGAGGAGGAGGAGGAGGAGAAAGAGGAAAAUGAACAAGAGGAGCAGGAGGAGGAAGAGGAGGAGCCAGGGAGAAGUUACUACCAGAGGAGUCAGAUGAACCGGAGGCGCCACUACAAGUACGACGCCGUGGAGGAGUGCUGUCGUCCGAUUUGCCAGGAGCAGCACUACGGCUCCAUAGCGGAUAUGUUGUAAGGGGGGAGGGGAUACGAAUAUAUGCAAAAGGGGAAACGAAAGAGGAUACGGACUCGGAAUCACUUUAAAGCGAAACGCAAGGUACCUACAACAAAGUAACUAAAAGAGAAAUGCAUGAAAUAAGAAAAGAGCAUGAAGCAAAGAGAAUUAGCACAUAUAUGAAGAGAAAGAAGGAGAAAUCCCCUCGAAUGCAGAAAAUAAACGAUUAUAGCGUUUGGCGAUAAACGAUAGGCGAUAAGCGAUCAUCGAUAUCCGAGGAACGAGUUGCGCAUGUUGAAUAGAUGUAUACCGACGUUUUUUUUCCUGGCGGCCGAUGAACAUUUUAAACUAAUCGUUACUAAGCACAGAAUUGAUAAAUAUAUAUAUUCAAAAUAUAUGUAUUAUUAACCAUCUGGCAGAUCUGGCACCGCUAAUUAACUGUAUGUUAGGCAUAUAUCCAUAUAGAAUAUAUGUAACCGCACUCACCACACGCAAACACAAGCACACACAACCACAUACAUAUAUAUAAAGAUAUAUAUAUAUAUUUAUUCAUGUACAUACGAACUAUGUUAAAGCCAAUUUUUUUUUAUUGCAUCCGACUAGAAAUACGUGAGCGCGAUAAUUUUUUUUGUGGAUGAACGUGGAGAUUAGAUCUAGAAGAUUGCACCACCAUGUUGUCUGCGCGUAAAGCAAACAUGAUCAUUAAUUAUAUAUAAAUCUAAAUAUAUACGAUUUUUUUUUUAUUAUUUAUAACCUAGCAAUGCUUGUACAUAGAGUAAAGAUUGUGGAUUAUAACUAUACGAAUAUUAAUAUUAAUAAAAAAGGAAUAUUUAAUAAAACGUGUUUUUUUUUUUUGGUAACCUAAGCUCUGAGUGUUAAAUGAAUUGUAAAUAAAUUUGGACACAUAAACAAUUUAAUUGACGCACAACUCAUAAAAGAACGGGCAAAAACAAAAGCCAAGAAAUGGAUGAAAACAAAAACAAAAUAUAUAUGUCAAUGCCUGUCAACUUUUUCAAUGCGUAAAGAACCCCAAAUCGAUGGAAAAGCAUUUAAAACCCCAACAAAAGUAAAUCUGUAAUUUAUGUGCAUGUAGUUGAAACCGAAACAGUUGGCGAGUUGUUCCACUUACUUAUUGAAAAAUGUGUCUUAAGCAAAUGCAUAUAUAAGCCCAUACAUACCUAUGUGUAUACUAAUGAUAAAUGGUAAAUGUACACCUCCACACAUCCACAUCCACACAGCAGGCGCAGCUAUAGAGAAACAUUGUAAGAAUUUCAUUUCCAUUUCGAAAACUUUCGCCAGCCAAACAAAAGUACAUUUUCAGCGACUCAACUUUCACAGUGAGGGAAAAGAGCUCUUAAAAUGCCAACUGCAAGACCUCAGGCAUCGUCCAGAAAUGAGUUCCUUAAAUCAGCGGACUAGGGAAGCUAUGAUAGAAAUUCAUUUAUUCUUGAUCCAUUUGAAACCUGUAAAAAAGGUGUCCGAAAGUAUGCUGUGUGUUUUGUACUUUGUAAGUCGAACACAGUGUACAAUUAGGAAUUUCAUUUUAAAUGGAGUAAUAUUUGAGCAUUUCCAAAAGUUGAGUUUACUGUUUUGAAAGUAAAAAGAAAAGUUAAAAGCAAAGAUAAAAAGUAUUGGUGUAAUAAAUAAAUACAAUUUCCUACCAACAACUUAAUUCGAGCUGGCGCUUUUUGAUAACUUUCCGAGCACUUUCGAAGUCCUGUCUAUUUCCUGUCCACAAUUAGAAGCAAAUGAAGAUGAGGAGGCGAAGCACUAUAGGGGAAAUUCUAGAAUCAAGUUGUAGCAACAAUGGAAAAUCCGAUUGUCGAAAGUGGCGCCCAACGCAGGCGCACUUUCCACCACGACGCACACAGUAACAGAGGAAAAACAAAACACACGCAGUCAGACAUGCAUAUACGAAUUACAAGAAGAAAUUACAAUUUUAAAUUCCCAAGCUGCACUUUGCAGACUUUUAAAUGUCUACAUAAAAUAUUAAACGCGAAUUACCGCAGAAAGGCGCAUUAGAUAUUGGAUAAAUCGUAAAAUAAAGCAAAGUUUUAGCAACACAACCAAGUAUAAGUAUAACGAAUAUGGGGAUGGAUAAUGAUCCCGAUCCCAAGACCGAUCAUCAUUUCGAUUUCGAUAAAGAGUGCUGGCGUUCUUGGGUCUCGAUAGAUUUGCUUUGCUUCUGCCAUCGCCCGAUUUUGCUUUGCCGGUGAAUUUUUCGUUCGAAACUUUGGUUUUCCCACAAACAAAAAGCUUAAAAUGUGAUAUUUUAUAAAAACUAAUAAAAACGUAACGAAAGAACGCAGCACAGAACUAUAUAGACAACCAAUACGAUACCGAUACCGAUACCAACAACAACGGGCAUUUGAACGAGGGUAGUUUACACCUUAUUAUGAUUAAUUAUUGUAUUGUAUGAAUUAAUUAUUAUUAUACUAAGUUAAGCGAAACUGUAAGUAACGUUAUGCAUAUUAAUUAUUACCAGAGAACAACGUUUUAAGUCUAAAAGUGGAACUUGGCGAAAAACUUGGCCUAGAAACGAGAAAAGCGCAAAAGAAUUAAAUAAAGAUCUAAUGCAAAACGAAAAACCCC